AUGGACGGCCCCGGGGCCAGCGCCGUGAUCGUGCGCGUCGGCAUCCCAGACCUGCAGCAGACGAAGUGCCUGCGCCUGGACCCGGCCGCGCCCGUUUGGGCCGCCAAGCAGCGCGUGCUCUGCGCCCUCAACCACAGCCUCCAGGACGCGCUCAACUACGGGCUCUUCCAGCCGCCCUCUCGGGGCCGCGCCGGCAAGUUCCUAGACGAGGAGAGGCUUCUGCAGGAAUACCCGCCCAACCUAGACACGCCCCUGCCCUACCUGGAGUUUCGAUACAAGAGGAGAGUUUAUGCCCAGAACCUCAUUGAUGAUAAGCAGUUUGCAAAGCUUCACACAAAGGCAAACCUGAAGAAGUUUAUGGAAUACGUCCAGCUGCACAGCACAGACAAGGUGGCCCGCCUGCUGGACAAGGGGCUGGACCCCAACUUCCACGACCCUGACUCAGGAGAGUGCCCGCUGAGCCUUGCCGCCCAGUUGGACGACGCUACCGACCUGCUGAAGGUGCUGAAGAACGGCGGCGCUCACCUGGACUUCCGCACGCGAGACGGGCUCACGGCCGUGCACUGUGCCACGCGGCAGCGGAAUGCGGCGGCCUUGACGACCCUGCUGGACCUGGGCGCCUCACCGGACUACAAGGACAGCCGCGGCCUGACGCCCUUGUACCACAGCGCCCUGGGCGGGGGGGACGCCCUCUGCUGCGAGCUGCUCCUGCACGACCAUGCUCAGCUGGGGACCACCGACGAGAACGGCUGGCAGGAAGUCCACCAGGCCUGCCGCUUCGGGCACGUGCAGCACUUGGAGCACCUGCUGUUCUACGGAGCUGACAUGGGGGCUCAGAACGCCUCUGGGAACACAGCCCUGCACAUCUGUGCCCUCUACAACCAGGAGAGCUGUGCCCGUGUCCUGCUUUUCCGCGGAGCCAACAAGGAUGUCCGCAAUUACAACAGCCAGACAGCCUUCCAGGUGGCCAUCAUAGCGGGGAACUUUGAGCUCGCGGAGGUCAUCAAGACCCACAAAGAUUCGGACGUCGUGCCAUUCAGGGAAACCCCCAGCUACGCGAAGCGGCGGCGGCUGGCCGGCCCGAGCGCCUUGGCCUCACCUCGGCCCCUGCAGCGCUCAGCCAGUGACAUCAACCUGAAGGGCGAGGUGCAGCCGGCAGCUUCUCCUGGACCUUCACUGCGAAGCCUCCCCCACCAGCUGCUGCUCCAGCGACUGCAGGAGGAGAAAGACCGGGACCGGGAUGGGGACCAGCAGAAUGAUGGCAGCCCUGCCACAGGCAGGGGCAGCCAGAGCAAGAUCAGCCCGAGCGGGCCCGGCGGCCCGGGCGGCCCCGGCCCCGCGCCCGGCCCCGGCCCGGCGCCCCCCGCGCCCCCCGCGCCGCCGCCCCGGGGCCCGAAGCGGAAACUUUACAGCGCAGUCCCCGGCCGCAAGUUCAUCGCCGUGAAGGCGCACAGCCCGCAGGGCGAGGGCGAGAUCCCGCUGCACCGCGGCGAGGCCGUGAAGGUGCUCAGCAUUGGGGAGGGCGGUUUUUGGGAGGGGACCGUGAAAGGCCGCACGGGCUGGUUCCCGGCUGACUGCGUGGAGGAGGUGCAGAUGAGACAGUAUGACACCCGGCACGAAACCCGGGAGGACCGGACAAAGCGACUUUUCCGCCACUACACGGUGGGCUCCUACGACAGCCUCUCUGCACACAGUGACUAUGUCAUUGACGACAAGGUGGCUGUCCUGCAGAAACGGGACCAUGAAGGCUUUGGUUUUGUGCUCCGGGGGGCCAAAGCAGAGACUCCCAUCGAGGAGUUCACGCCCACGCCGGCCUUCCCUGCGCUCCAAUACCUCGAGUCGGUGGAUGUGGAGGGCGUGGCCUGGAGGGCAGGGCUGCGCACGGGAGACUUCCUCAUCGAGGUGAAUGGCGUGAACGUGGUGAAAGUCGGACACAAGCAGGUGGUGGCUCUGAUCCGCCAGGGCGGGAACCGCCUCGUCAUGAAGGUGGUGUCAGUGACAAGGAAGCCGGAAGAGGACGGGGCUCGACGCAGAGCCCCGCCGCCCCCUAAGAGAGCCCCCAGCACAACGCUGACCCUGCGCUCCAAGUCCAUGACAGCAGAGCUUGAGGAGCUUGCCUCCAUUCGGAGAAGGAAAGGGGAGAAGCUGGACGAGAUCCUGGCGGCCGCCGCGGAACCGGCACUGAGGCCGGACAUCGCGGAUGCGGACUCGAGAGCGGCCACCGUCAAACAGCGGCCCACCAGUCGGAGGAUCACCCCUGCUGAGAUCAGUUCACUGUUUGAGCGCCAGGGCCUCCCAGGCCCGGAGAAGCUGCCAGGCUCCCUGCGGAAGGGGAUUCCACGGACCAAGUCUGUAGGGGAGGACGAGAAGCUGGCGUCCCUGCUGGAGGGGCGCUUCCCGAGGAGCACGUCGAUGCAGGACACGGUGCGCGAGGGCCGUGGCAUCCCGCCCCCUCCGCAGACCGCGCCGCCGCCCCCUCCCGCCCCCUACUACUUCGACUCUGGGCCGCCCCCCGCCUUCUCGCCACCGCCGCCUCCGGGCCGCGCCUACGACACCGUGCGCUCCAGCUUCAAACCCGGCCUGGAGGCACGCCUGGGCGCGGGCGCCCCGGGCCUGUAUGAUUCAGGCGCGGCCCUGGGUCCGCUGCCUUACCCGGAGCGGCAGAAGCGCGCGCGCUCCAUGAUUAUCCUGCAGGACUCGGCGCCCGAGGCGGCCGACGCCUCUCGGCCCCCGCCAGCGGCCACCCCGCCGGAACGCCCCAAGCGGCGGCCACGGCCACCGGGCCCCGACAGCCCCUACGCCAACCUGGGCGCCUUCAGCGCCAGCCUCUUCGCGCCGUCGAAACCUCAGCGCCGCAAGAGCCCGCUGGUGAAGCAGCUGCAGGUGGAGGAUGCGCAGGAGCGCGCGGCCCUGGCCGUGGGCAGCCCCGGCCCGGGCGUCGGCAGCUUCGCCAGGGAGCCCUCUCCGACGCACCGCGGGCCGCGGCCCAGCGGCCUCGACUACGGCCCCGGAGAUGGCCCCGGGCUGGCGUUUGGCGGCCCGGCCCCAAGCAAGGACCGGCGGCUGGAGGAGCGGCGGCGCUCCACCGUGUUCCUGUCUGUGGGCGCCAUCGAGGGCAGCCCUCCGACCGCGGACAUGCCCUCCCUGCAGCCCUCCCGCUCCAUCGAUGAGCGCCUUCUGGGAACCGGCGCCACCACCACCGGCCGUGACCUGCUGCUGCCCUCCCCAGUUUCUGCUCUGAAGCCAUUGGUUAGCGGCCCGAGCCUCGGGCCUUCCGGCUCCACUUUCAUCCACCCGCUCACCGGCAAACCCCUGGACCCUAGCUCGCCUUUGGCCCUGGCCCUGGCGGCUCGCGAGCGGGCUCUGGCCUCCCAGGCGCCCUCCCGGUCCCCUACACCUGUGCACAGCCCCGACACCGACCGGCCCGGGCCCUUGUUUGUGGAUGUGCAGGCCCGGGACUCGGAGCGAGGGCCUCUGGCCUCGCCAGCCUUCUCCCCCAGGAGCCCAGCCUGGGUUCCCGUGCCUGCGCGGAGGGAGCCCGAGAAGGUGCCCCGGGAGGAGCGCAAGUCCCCGGAGGACAAGAAAUCCAUGAUCCUCAGCGUCCUGGACACGUCCCUGCAGCGGCCCGCUGGCCUCAUCGUCGUGCACGCCACCAGCAAUGGGCAGGAGCCCAGUGGGCUGGGGGCCGAAGAGCAGCGCCCUGGCACCCCGGAGCUGGCCCCGGCCCCCACACAGUCCGCUGUGGUCACAGAGCCCCUGCCGAGCCCCCGGGCCCAGCCCCCCGGCAGUGCCCCCGCUGACCCCGGGCCCGGCCAGGGCAGCUCCGAGGAGGAGCCGGAGCUGGUAUUCGCUGUGAACCUGCCGCCAGCCCAGCUGUCCUCCAGUGACGAGGAGACCAGAGAGGAGCUGGCCCGCAUCGGACUCGUGCCGCCUCCCGAAGAGUUUGCCAACGGGGUCCUGCUGGCCACGCCACUCCCCGGCCCAGGCCCUUCGCCCACCACGGUGCCAGGCCCGGCCUCAGGGAAGCCGAGCACUGAGCCGCCGCCCGCCCCGGAGUCCGCGGCAGAUUCGGGGGUAGAGGAGGCCGACACGCGCAGCUCCAGCGACCCCCACCUGGAGACCACGAGCACCAUCUCCACCGUGUCCAGCAUGUCCACCCUGAGCUCAGAGAGCGGGGAACUCACGGACACCCACACCUCCUUCGCUGACGGACAUACUUUUCUACUCGAGAAGCCACCAGUGCCUCCCAAGCCCAAGCUCAAGUCCCCGCUGGGGAAGGGGCCGGUGACCUUCAGGGACCCGCUGCUGAAGCAGUCCUCCGACAGUGAGCUCAUGGCUCAGCAGCACCACGCCGCCACCGCCGGGCUGGCCUCUGCUGCCGGGCCUGCUCGCCCUCGCUACCUCUUCCAGAGAAGGUCCAAGCUGUGGGGGGACCCCGUCGAGAGCCGGGGGCUCCCUGGGCCCGAAGACGACAAGCCAACUGUGAUCACUGAGCUCAGCUCGCGCCUGCAGCAGCUGAACAAAGACACCCGCUCCCUGGGGGAGGAGCCAGCCGGCGGCCUGGGCGGCCUGCUGGACCCGGCCAAGAAGUCUCCCAUCGCGGCAGCUCGGCUCUUCAGCAGCCUCGGUGAGCUGAGCACCAUCUCAGCGCAGCAGCGCAGCCCCGGGGGCCCGGGCGGCGGGCCCUCCUACCCCGUGCGGCCAGGCGGCCGCUACCCUGUGGCGCGGCGUGCCCCGAGCCCGGUGAAGCCCGCGUCGCUGGAGCGGGUGGAGGGGCUGGGGGCGGGGGCGGGGGGCGCGGGGCGGCCCUUCGGCCUCACGCCCCCCACCAUCCUCAAGUCGUCCAGCCUCUCCAUCCCCCACGAGCCGAAGGAGGUGCGCUUUGUGGUGCGCAGCGUGAGCGCGCGCAGCCGCUCGCCCUCGCCUUCGCCGCUGCCCUCGCCAGCGCCCGGCCCGGGCCCUGGGGCCCCCAGCCCCCGCCGGCCCUUCCAGCAAAAGCCCCUGCAACUCUGGAGCAAGUUCGACGUGGGCGACUGGCUGGAGAGCAUCCACUUGGGCGAGCAUCGCGACCGCUUCGAGGACCACGAGAUCGAGGGCGCGCACCUGCCGGCGCUCACCAAGGACGACUUCGUGGAGCUGGGCGUCACGCGCGUGGGCCACCGCAUGAACAUCGAGCGCGCGCUCAGGCAGCUGGACGGCAGCUGA
This is a messenger RNA of Rangifer tarandus platyrhynchus (Svalbard reindeer), 5205 nucleotides long. The record is from the annotation of a GenBank genome assembly. NCBI's taxonomy places the organism in Eukaryota, Metazoa, Chordata, Mammalia, Artiodactyla, Cervidae.